AUGGGUCGCACACUAAAAAUGGCUAAAUCAUUAGACGACAUUUCAAAAAAAUACAACGAAGACAACACAUCUAUGGAGGAAGAUACUGAAGAGUCACCAGGAUGUUGGCAACGGAUGAUCGUUUUCUUUCGGAUCAAUCCAAAUCUGAUUAUGUUGAAAGUGACUUUAUUUGUGAUGUAUGGAGCUACAGCAUCCCUCUUGCCGUAUUUGACGAUUCAUAUGCAAAGUAUAGGGCUCACUGUACCAGAAAUUUCUUUUGUGUAUCUAGCAUUGCCAUUCACAACAUUUUUAAGUCCUCCUAUAACAGGAUUUCUUGUGGAUCGUUUCGGAGAGUACAAACCGGUGGUAAUCACAGCUCUGAUCCUAAACGCAGCGUUCCAUCACUCGCUCCUUCUCAUCCCUCACCAGGAAACGCCAGGAGUAAUGCCAUCUGCUUACGUCAUGCGACAUCCUAUAAAGCGGAGCGUUGAGAUAUGGUGGAGCCCUUGCCCUAGUAGAGAGUGUCCGGAUGAGGACGAACAAGUGGACUUUGUCCUUGACCGUUGUGACGAUCACUGUAUGCUGUCCGGACCCACUAAGAGCCCCACCAACGACCCCAGCGAUGACCAAGACGAUAUUGACUUUCAUAUAUCACACAAAAUUAAUCCACCAAAUCUCUCCAACAGCAGUUUCUUGAAUAUAACUGACGAUGACGAGGUUUAUAAUGACGCGGCAUUUUUCCUGAUUGAAGUACACGAUGAUUUGGGUGAACCUAAAGAACAACUUGGCAUUGAAAUGGAAAGGGACGACAAUGAUACAGUUACGGAUUUCAGAACGAGGUUCGGUGAGAAACUUUUGAUUGCCCACGGUGUAAAUAUUACAGCGCUAGAUAAGGAAGAUUUGAGAUGCGGUGGUCUAGUUAUGUUGCACAAUAUGACAAAACUGUCACAGCAGCGACUAGAAACUUUAUCGGCAGACUGCAUGGUUCAAAAAUGUGAUUUUAGAAAAGGAGGUCCAGAAAUAUGUCCACCAGACUACAAGGAAAGCGAUGAUAAAACAUUUUACAUUUACUUCUUUUUACGCUUUAUGGGCACCAUAAUGUUAUCCGCAGGCGUAACUAUUAUGGAUCCCAUAGCUCUAACCAUGAUACAAAAAUACGGUGGUGAUUUCGGACGAGAAAGACUAUUCUCUAGUAUUGGAAUGGCAAUAUUUUCACCUAUCACAGGCAUGCUUAUAGAUAUGAGGAGCAAACAAGUCGGGUACACAGAUUACUCGGCCGCUUUCUACACAUACGAUGUCUUGCUCCUCAUAUCGGCCAUCACCGUGGCCGUGAUGCCUCUAGGAGCUAAACUCCCAGCCGACAAUCUCUUACACGACCUCGUCAACAUUAUAAAGAUGCCGCAUAUUAUAAUAUUUAUAUUCUUCUUAUUCUUACUAGGAAAUUUUUGGGGUUUCAUCGAAUCGUAUCUGUUCUUGUAUUUGAAGGAACUAGGAGCUCCGAACUUUUUGCUCGGUAUUACAGUAACAGUGGGAACUCUGAGCAGUAUACCGUUCUUAUACGGUGCGGAGGCGAUCACAUCUCGUAUAGGACACGUGAACGUCAUCAUCAUCGCAUUCUUCUCACACGCCGCUCGCCUCGUCGGAUAUUCAUUCAUUGAGGAUUCCUGGUGGUGUUUUCCCUUCGAAGCCAUGGAAUCACUAUCCGUUCACCUAAUGUGGGUAGCUGCUGCGACAUACUGUGCUAUGUUGGCACCCAAGAGUUUACUGGCUACUCUCAUCGGUGUACUGGGAAUGGCCCAUUUCAGUCUUGGUCGUGGCAGCGGCAGUUUCGGUGGCGGGCUCUUGAUAGCCUCUCUCGGUACACGGGAGGCCUUUCGUUAUAUGGGACUGAUCGCCUUCCUUGGAGGAGUAACCUAUGGUCUUCUACACUACUUCUGGUUGAGGAAGAUCAAUAUGAAGGGCAUCCAUAUAUCUUCUGAACCGGAUACAGAGAGUGGUGAAGGUGACAAGUUAACGUCGAGUCCAUUGCGCAAGGACGCCGGCACCAUGGUGUCUUUGGAGAGACUUCAUAUCAUCACACGGUUCAAUCCACUCGGGUCCUUACACUCGUUGUCAAGGGCGGAUAGACCCAGGCUGGGAAAUUGCUCGGUAGAAGAAGAAGAAGUACAGCAAGGUAUAACAUUUAUUUUUGUGCCGCAGCUGUCUCAGGGUGACAUCAACGAGCUGUGCCGCAGUCGCAGCGGCAGCAGUAGCCAGAGACGUUGCAGCAACAUUGAGAUUUCUCCCAAAACCAACAAAGUAGACCUCCUACGAGCCGCUCUCGAUGUAGCAGCUAAUCGACGAAUCAUCUCUAAUCCGGUGCUGUCCAGCCAGAAUAGACCCACGAACCACUACAAGUUAGCAAACAGCGCGCCAAAACUGACUCAAAGAAACAACAUCUCUCAGCCGGUGCUGUCAGAAUACGAUCGUCGUCGUGACUCCAUACCAGAAGAAGCUGAAGAAGACCGUCUCGCUCCCACACCAAAGAUCGCUGUUAAGACGAAAAGUGACAACCUACCGCCGACGUAUGAUGAAGCUACUCAAGAGAAACGGAAAAGUUGGCACUCGGACGACAGUUCGCCUACUUAA
This is a messenger RNA of Danaus chrysippus (African queen), 2607 nucleotides long. The record is from the annotation of a GenBank genome assembly. NCBI's taxonomy places the organism in Eukaryota, Metazoa, Arthropoda, Insecta, Lepidoptera, Nymphalidae.